GGCGAGUUCUCGCCACGCCCCGCGAUGUCUCCCAACAAGAGGAAGAAGCCCCCUCGCCAGAAAAAGCAAACCUCUGAUUCCUCCGUGACGUCCCCAAUACUUCCAACAAAUUACCGAGAAAUUCACCAGACUGAGGUCGAGGCACUUCGCUCAAUAUAUGGCGAUGACUUUGAAGAAGUAGAAAACAGGCGGUCGGCCUGGCAGCAAUCCUCCGAUGUGACAUUCAAGCUCCAUUUACGAUCCUCCUCGAACCCAGAUGUAUUGCUCAUUCUAUUGGUCGAAUUGCCAGCUACAUAUCCCAAAACGAUACCCAAUCUUUCGGCGGGAAACCUCGAUGGUUUUCGCGAUGGAGCACGUUCCAAAAUACAAGACAUCCUUCGGAAUAAGCCGAAGUCUAUGCUCGGAAGUGAGAUGAUCUAUGAGCUGGCAGUGUCAAUCCAAGACGUGUUGGAAGAUGUUGCCCAAGCAUUGGCACAAGAUAAAGAUCUACCCAGUCUGGAAGAGGAGCGUAUGGAGCAAGAGGCGGCAGCCCAGCAACGUGCAGAUCUGGAAAAACAAGAGAUGCUACGCAAACAACAGGCUGCAGCUGUCGAGGAAGACCGCGCAUUGCAAGAAAUGCUCCAAGACAAGGCGCGACAGCGGAAUAAGGCUCGCAUCUUGAGACGAAAGAGUCGGACUGGUGGCGCGGAAUUGGGCAAUGUCGAUGAUCUUAUGGAAAAGACCCCAGGCGCCAUCUCCUUUGACCUUCCAUUGGUCAUCAGUGACACUGAUGAGCAACCAUUGGUCUUCCGCGCCGUCCAUGGAAAGACGCUUCUGCAACGCAAACAGUGCAAAAAGACAUUCACCGUCAGGCCUGUUGUUCCUGAGAACCGAUGCCAUGUCCCUUUGCUUGUUCUAAAGGAGAUUUGCCUCAGCGAGCAGAAUUCCGAAGGGCUGACAUUCCGAGAGCAGAUGCGUACCAGUGAGGACAAGUUAGAGGGCAUCAAGCGAUUGCGACACCCCAAUUUGGUUGAAUUCAUUGGGUUCAAAAUAAAUCGCCCACUUUCCUCAUCUGAUUCGUCCAGUAAUCCCUGGACCGUCUUUGUGCUUUCGGAGCAUGCGAACAAAGGUUCCCUUUCCGAACUUCUUGACAUAGUGGGCACUGUGUCCGUUGACAUGCUCCGUGGCUGGAUGAUCCAAUUGCUUGAGGCUUUGGAGUUCUACCACCGCAGUGGGUUUGUGCAUGGGAACAUUCACUGUGGCCAAGUAUAUCUGUUCCGGAAAUACUCUGGAGAAACUACCGUAAAACUGCAAUCUAGCGUCGAAGAGGCUUUGCCGGACGCUCCUUAUGGGAAGCCCUCUUUGGCGGCCUCAAAAUCACCGCUUUGGAUACCCCCAGAACUGACCCAGGACAGCCCACCCACCAUGAAGACCGAUGUCUGGGAUCUUGGAAUCGUACUGCUCCAGAUGGGAUUUGGAAAAGAUGUUCUUCUUCGGUACACCUCUGCCAAUCAAUUGAUGGUCUCCAUGGGACUCUCACCACCCCUUCAGGAUCUGUUGUGCGAAUUCUUUCGUCCAGAUCCCAGGAAGCGCCCAACUGCUUUCCAGCUCCAACCCUCGGAGUUUUUCCGCGUUGAUGCGCCGUUGAAGAUGCGCGAGAGGGCAUCGGAAUCCGUCUCCCUGCAAAGGCGGCCGCGGCUAGACUCCUUUGGAGCCAUGCCGGCGUUUUCGCGAUACCACCAAGAUUUCGAUGAGGCGGGUCAGCUUGGCCGUGGUGGUUUCGGGCAGGUAGUGAAGGCCCGGAACAAGCUCGAUGGUCGAUUGUAUGCAAUUAAGAAGAUCUCUCAAACAUCAGCUGCGGCAUUGAAAGACACGCUUUCCGAAACCAUGUUGCUAUCCCGAUUGAAUCAUUCGUAUGUUGUCCGGUAUUACACUGCCUGGAUAGAAGAGGACUUCAAUCAUAUCGAGGAAGAGGCAAUGUCUUCCACAGAAGGUGACCCGUUCGCCAGCCAAGAUCACCAUGGUUUCAGUACAGGAGGACUGGAUUUCAUCAGCUCGAGCGGAUAUCCAAAGAUCGAGUUUGCCGCAUCAGACAGCGACGACGACAAUGAAGGAACCUUGUCCGACCCUGCGCACUCAGGAAUGCCAGAAAGGAACAGAGUCUAUGACACUAGCACUAACUCAGAGGGUGUAGAGGACAAUGAGCUCAGCCGGGCAAGAUCCGGCUCUUAUUCCCGGCCCAUCCUAACGACACUAUACAUCCAGAUGGAGUACUGUGAGAAGCAUACCUUGCGCGAUGUCAUAAAAGCCGAUUUGUACGAUGAUAAUGAGCGUUCCUGGCGUCUUUUCCGGCAAAUCCUUGAUGGCUUGAGCCACAUUCAUAGCCAUGGAAUAAUACACCGUGACUUGAAGCCUGACAACAUUUUCAUCGAUGUUGCAAACAAUCCUCGCAUCGGUGACUUUGGUCUUGCUACAAGUGGCCAAUUCACCACAGCAGUCCGUUCGUCCGCUGCAGCCGAUUUUGAAGGGGACUUUACUCGCAGUUUGGGCACAACCUACUACGUGGCACCGGAGAUGAAGUCGGUUGUUUCAGGCCGCUACAACGAAAAGGUCGAUAUGUACUCGCUUGGUGUUAUCUUCUUUGAGAUGUGCCAUCCGCUACCAACCGGAAUGGAGCGAGAUCAAACUCUCCGACAAAUCCGGGAGAAGAAUCACGUCCUUCCAUCCACCUUCCAGCAAUCUGAUAAAAUACUCCAAGGCCAAAUCAUUGAGUCUCUGCUCAGCCAUAACCCGAGCGAACGUCCCACAGCCUCCGAUCUUCUGACUAGUGGAAAGAUCCCCCUUCAAGUCGAGGAAGAGACGUUCCGACGGGCUAUUGUGCAUCUGCUUUCGGAUCCGAAUUCACCGGAUUACAAGAAGAUUCUAUCAGCCAUCUUUUCUCAGUCGCCGAAGAAAUUCGAAGAUAUUGCUUGGGAUAUAGACUCGCAUGCUGUACCAGCAGCCAAUGAGUUACUCGUCCAGGGUCUAGUCAAAAAGAAACUGACAUCAAUUUUCCAAAGACAUGGUGCGGUCGAGUCAACGAGGCAAAUGCUGUUUCCUCGAUCCCAGCAUUACACCAACGGUGCAGUACGCGUCCUGGACGCUUCGGGCAAUCUUUUGCAGCUGCCAUAUGAUCUCACCCUUCCGAACGCUCGAGCAAUUCCAAGACAAGAUCACUCACUGGAGAAGACCUUUGCAUUCGGCACAGUUUACAGAGAAUCAACUCAUGGCGGUGAACCACGAACGCAUCGUGAAGUCGACUUUGAUAUAGUAUCUCACAACACCCUCGACCUAGCCUUGAAAGAGGCAGAGGUCAUCAAGGUUUUAGAUGAGAUCAUUGAGGAAUUCCCACCUUUGCGGUCUACUCCGAUGUGCUUCCUUGUCAACCAUUCCGAUUUGCUCCAGCUCAUCAUGGAAUUCUGUCGCAUCACGGCUACUCAAAUUCCAAAGGCGAAGGAGGUUAUCAGUAAGCUGAACGUUGGGAAAUACACAAUGCAGAAGAUUCGAAGUGAGCUCCGGGCUCCUGCAAUUGGUGUUGCUUCAACCUCAUUGGAUGACCUUGCUCGGUUUGACUUCAGAGAUUCUCUGAAAGAGACCCAGCGCAAGUUACAAAACAUCAUGGAAGGAACCGAAUACGCAGAGCGGCUUUCACCGAUCUUCGCUCGCUUGAACGUGCUUAUGACUUACCUGCAGACUUUCGGCGUGAAACGGAAGGUCUAUAUCAACCCACUCAGCAGUGUGCAUGACAAGUUCUACCGCGGUAGCAUUCUGUUCCAGUGUAUCUUUGACAGCAAAAGACGCGAUGUGUUUGCUGCAGGUGGUAGAUACGACCGCUUGAUCCAAGAGUUCUCACCCAACGUUUUGUCAAAUCGACCCCAAGCCCAUGCUGUUGGCUUCAACCUCGGCUCCGAUCGACUUCGCUCCUCCAUGAUUGACUACCUGAAAGCCAAGGCCCCAUCAAAAGAUUCCGAGACCAAUGCCGACUUGUACUGGGCUGCUCGUCGAUGUGACGUCCUAGUUGCAAGCUUUGACCCAACCGUCCUUCGCACGACAGGAGUCAAACUGAUCGAAGAGCUCUGGUCAAACGACAUAAGCGCAGAGCUCGCAGUCGAUGCCUCAUCCCUGGAAGAGCUCUUGACAAAAUACAAAGACUCCAACCAUCGUUGGAUCGUGAUCGCCAAGCAAGACAGCAAAGAGCGAGGCUUCAAAGUCCGGAAUCUGAUGCGCAAGGAAGAGUUCGAUAUCCGCCUUGCCGAGCUUGCACCAUGGCUCCGAUCCGAGGUGCAAGCACGUCACCAUCGCGAGGGAACCGCCGACCCCCGACAAUCCCGCCAAUUGGGCCAACAGGAGGCUCUGGCGUUCCAAGAACGGGCGAACGAUGUGCGCAUUCUCGUUCCGCAGCAUCGAAGCAAGAAGACGAACCGAAGGAAUAUUGUCGAAUCAGCUCUCCUGUCCGCUCGGGAAGUCGCUGAUAACGCCCGUAAUGGUCCCGUUGCCGCCAUUGAUACUCGCGACGAAGUCCUCGAAGCCAUUCGCAACACGCGUCUCUCUGAUGCAGAGAGCUGGCGCGGCGUUAUCCAGAAUGCACCGUUGACGGAGCGGAAGUAUCUUAGUCAAGUGCACGAGCUGCUUACUGACUUGGCCGGAGAGAUUCGCGCGAGCGAUAACACGGAAGGCUAUACGAACGCUUUCAUUUACAAUUACCGUACAGGCUCCUGCGUGUACUACGACCUGGGACCCUAG
This is a messenger RNA of Penicillium bovifimosum, 4761 nucleotides long. It is a transcript of the gene cpcC, whose product is annotated as putative protein kinase (Gcn2). Lineage: Eukaryota; Fungi; Ascomycota; Eurotiomycetes; Eurotiales; Aspergillaceae. Gene Ontology annotation, molecular function: eukaryotic translation initiation factor 2alpha kinase activity; ATP binding; protein binding. The record is from RefSeq and is a predicted model, not a curated record. The transcript is spliced from 6 exons. The annotation marks the transcript as partial. Gene Ontology annotation, biological process: DNA damage checkpoint signaling; regulation of translational initiation by eIF2 alpha phosphorylation.